UAUCGACACGUGGCAACCAGUGAAGCUCACAUCAUCCUAUCUAUCUAGAAGCACACAAAGCGCGGCCAUAGCUGGGAAGAACACGCACCAGCUAGCACUCCGAGUGAUCGAUCGAUCGCUGCCGGCUAUGGCGACAAUGUCUGCGAGCUUUGUAGCAGCGUCCACGAUUCCAAUCUCGCGAAGCAGCGGAAGCAGCAAACAAAUCCACAGGAUGAGCUCGUUUGGAGGCCUCAAAGCCAUCAACACCGUCAUGGGAUUGGGGUGCUCGCAAUGCGUUGACCAACAAUUCGCGCAGCUCCAAGCCCGAGCGCUCAAAUCUUCCUCCAGGCGUGGUGGUGCACUGGCCGCCAAGGCCAGCGUCUCGGAGGAGGUCUUUCGCGUUGUUCCCAUCAUGACCGUGCUUGUUCUCGUGGGAGUCGCCGUUGGUUUUGUGUUGCUUCGGGUGGAGCAAGCGGUGGAAGAAGCCGAGGAUGGCUGAGCGCAUGAUCGAUUGAUCGAUACUAUGUGAUUGUGUGGAGGUUUGCCAUGAUCACGUAGCUUGCUGCCUCCCUUUCAUCCAUCCUCAUCAGACAAUCAAAGGCCUCCUUUCCCAUCUC
Messenger RNA from Selaginella moellendorffii, 596 nucleotides. RefSeq lists its product as uncharacterized. The transcript has 2 exons. Bases 128 to 478 code for a protein of 116 amino acids. Gene Ontology annotation, cellular component: cytochrome b6f complex. The record is from RefSeq and is a predicted model, not a curated record. Lineage: Eukaryota; Viridiplantae; Streptophyta; Lycopodiopsida; Selaginellales; Selaginellaceae.